CGGCCAUCUCCACAUCCACAACAUCGCAUCGCGACUCCUUCACACACGGAUACAACGAUCAUUUCCCACAAUUGAAUCGCGCCCUACACCAUUGUCCAAGCCCCUUCGCGAUACAUACAAAAGAAAGAGGUGGCGACGCGUCCCCGCACUAUGACCGACCAACCUGCUUUGCAGCAACACCCUGUCACGGCGGACGGUCAGGGAGGUCAUGUAGGCGAAGUAGGGCAAGUAGGCCACGAAGCUCACGAACACGAAGAACACGAAGAACACGAAGAACACGAAGGUCAAGAAGGCCAUGACAGUCACGAAGGUCAUGAAGGUGACGAAGGACAUGCAGUUCACGAAAUCCAAGAAAUCCACGAAGAACACGAAGGCGACGACGGCAACGGAGUUCACGAAGGCCACCCUGGUCAUGAUGCUCACGACAAGCAACAGACCGUCGAUACAACGACUGCGUCCGGCGUCGCGCCACCUACCGCGGCCAUCUCCACGCCGCCAGCCAAGGAGCGGCAUUCCUUGACACUGGACCAGCGACGCGCUCUCCGCCGUUGGGCCAAUUUGCAACCCAACCGCCCCAGCCAUAAGCUGUGUAUCGAGUGGUUUUAUUCGCAGUACGGUCAACACAUCUCCCAAUCCACCGUCUCGCACUCGCUGUCCCCCAAGUACUCCCGCCUCGACGGCGAUAACCCACAACUCUCCGGCUCUCGUCUUCGCUUCGGUAACUGGCCUGAUGUCGAGAAGCUGGUUCUCCUCUGGUAUCAGCAGGUCCAGGCUUCGGGCCGGCAGCCCACGAACGAUGAACUCGCCGAGAAAGCCAAGUCCAUCUUCUCCCAGCUCCCCCGCUACAAGGAAGAGCAACCUCCCGAGUUCUCCCCCGGCUGGAUCCACCGUUUCAAGAAGCGGUAUGGGCUGCUCGUCCGACGCCAGCGCCGGCUUGGCGAUCCGUCUAUAAGCCCCGGAGAGGACAUCAACUACCUGGCCGAAUGCGUCCCCCGCUUCAUGGCCAUCUCCGCCGACACAUCACCCGCCGCCAUCAAGGAAGCCGUCGUGCGGGUCGUCGGCGUGGAGGCUACACUCCAAAUCUGCGCCCUCGUCCGCGACGAGAUCCUCCGUCGCGCCCAGCAGCCGAACGCCAUGUCCCUCUCCAAUACCAGCUCGCCGCAGGUGCAGCCACCUCCCACCAUAACGCCGCAACCGCCGCACCCGCAACACCCGCAACACUCUCCACACUCACCACCCCCCCAGAAUACCCACCCGACCGACCCCAACCUAGUUGCAGCGGCUCCUCCUCCCGGCGGCGACACGCACAUGUACGGCACGGGCGAGGACGACCCGGAGGUCGUUCUGCAGAACGCCCUGCGCCAGCUGCAGCAGGAGGAGGCCGAUGCCGAGGCGAGCGCCGCGGCGGCCCGCGAGGAACGCGAACAGCGAGAGCGCGCCCAGGGCACCGCUGCCGCCGCUCUCGCCACCCCGGCCAUGCAUCAUCGGCCAUCGGCUGGCCACCCCCGCUUCACCCCUGUCCCCGGCAGUAUAGCUGGUAUCCACGGCGGCCACGGCGAUGAUCUCUCGUUGACCCCUAUAAAGUCCGAUGAACCUAUUUCUCACCAUGAGCGGCCGGUGCGAUGCCCCUUUUGCGUCAACCAGCGGAUGCUUCGCAGCAUUCGAGAGGCCGUGGAACACAUGUCGACCCAUGUGGUCGUUUAGGAUACGUGUUGUUGGAGACUGUGCGAAUAUUUUCGCAGACUAAAUGGACAGGUGCAUCCGGGAGAACGUCCGUUUGUUUGCACACAUUCCAACGGGAGACAACACGCACACACAGACACACAGACAGACACAGACACCCAGAAAGAAAGAGAAGUGGCCGAGUUCAUUCGUUUUGUGGAGGGACUAACUUUACCUCUUUAAUACACACUAUAAGCGAGGACUGGCGUUUCAUCCACAUAACGGCAUCGGAGGCAUUGGGCAGGAUGGGUUUGAAGGCACGUGCCGUUUGACACAGCUUGGGUUGGACAUGAGGAUCUUCUCCCGUUCCCUUCCUGGACGAGGGCG
Molecule: messenger RNA, 2049 nt
Organism: Sodiomyces alkalinus F11
Lineage: Eukaryota; Fungi; Ascomycota; Sordariomycetes; Glomerellales; Plectosphaerellaceae
Exons: 1
Coding region: 151-1704 (517 amino acids)
Source: RefSeq, a predicted model, not a curated record